Molecule: messenger RNA, 1089 nt
Organism: Boleophthalmus pectinirostris (great blue-spotted mudskipper)
Lineage: Eukaryota; Metazoa; Chordata; Actinopteri; Gobiiformes; Gobiidae
Product: pancreatic secretory granule membrane major glycoprotein GP2
Exons: 9
Coding region: 1-1089 (362 amino acids)
Biological process (GO): neutrophil migration
Cellular component (GO): cell surface; apical plasma membrane
Source: RefSeq, a predicted model, not a curated record
AUGUCGUCUGCUACUGUGUAUUUGGACGCAGAGCACGAAGAGUUGAAUGAAACCGUCAUCUGCACAAACGACCACAUGGAGGUCGUCAUCCCCAGCGCCUUCUUCCUCACUAAAGUCCCUCCCGUCUACGUUUGGGAUCUGCAUCUGAAUGACCCAGAAUGCCGCGGGGUGGAGGUCGGGGAGGAUUAUGUCUUCAGCAUCAGGACAAACCUGUCAGACUGUGGGACAGUCAUGACCUCAGACGACAGCCACAUCAUGUUCAUCAACACGAUCCACAACAAUCACUCUGAGGUCAUCACCAGGAACUACAUCAACAUCACGUUUGUGUGUCGUUACCCGGUCAACUACAUGGUCCAGCAGCCCAACGGAGAGAACAUGAUACGAGUGGAUGUCAGGACCAUCACUCUGAACACGGAGGAUGGAAACUUCUCAGUGUCGAUGCUUCUGUUUAAAGACGAGAUGUUCCAGGACCAGUGGACCACAGUGCCCUCGCUCACCCUGGAGGACAACAUCUACGUCAAAGUCUUUAUGAUUCCUGCUCACCUGAUGCUGAGGCUGGACAGGUGCUGGGCCACUCCCACCAGUGACCCCUACAGCAACGUCCAGUACAGCUUCAUCAGGGACAGCUGCCCGGUGCUGUCCUCAGACCAGACCCUGACGGUGCUGAAGAACGGUCUGGGCCCAGAGGCUCUGUUCAGGAUCCAGAUGUUUAAGUUUGUGGGGAGGUCCUACACAAACGUCUUUCUCCACUGUAAUGUUCAGAUCUGCCACAGCGGAGCAGCUCUGUGUCAACCUAACUGCUCGAGUGAGGACGGGCUGAUGAGGCUGAGGAGAGACAUCCCUCUGUCUCACACUGUCUCCUACGGACCAAUCAGACGCCUCCUGGACGAAGGCGGGAAGCCCAAUACAAACUCCAGCGCAGUGCCCCCGGUGGAGACGUUUGUCCUUGCGGGGUUGCUGGUUGUGUUGCUGUUGAUCACUGGAGUGUUUGGGCGUUUGUGGCUUCGCUCCAGACGGUUUUACCCGACCUACGACGCUCAGCUCACCCUCUCCAACAUCCACCGCCUCUCCGAAGAAGUGGCCUCGUGA